AUGUACCCUAUUAUCAAUCUCCGUUGUCACAAGAUGGAUCUUCAUUGGUACCUUAGGACGCUAGAGGAGGUGGUCAUUCGUGUUCAUUCCUCAACAUUUUCGUUCAAGGCUUCCCGGUUAGAGGGUUUAACUGGUGUUUGGGUUGGAGAUGAGAAACUUGCAGCUGUUGGGAUACGAGUAUCACAGUGGAUAGCAUAUCACAGCUUAGCACUGAAUGUCACAACAGAUCUAACACCCUUUCAAUGGAUAGUCCCAUGUGGGAUACAGGAUCGUCGAGUUGGAAGCAUAAAAGGAAAAGAGUUCAAAAUUUUAUACCCUAGAUUGCUAAGAAUGUCUAAACCUGUGGGUCUUGGUACAUCCUCAUCUUUCUCAAAUCUGAGUAAUCCCUCAAUGUCAUCAACAACGAUGAAACUGAUGUGUCUGAACAAGGUGGGUUUCAAUGGAGAGAGAAAUGGGGACGGAGAGAAGAAACUGAUGGUGGCGGUAAAGGCAUCGGCGGCUGUUUCCAAGAGGGUGUUGGUGGUUACCAAACGAAAGCCAUGGAAGUUACUUGUUCAGAUGUUCAUUGAAAAGGUUAUAAUUGACUGCCGAUUCUUUACAAUGUUGGCAGUUGCAGGAUCCUUGCUUGGUUCAGUUUUGGGCUUUGUAGAGGGUUCUUUUAUGUUUGUAGAUUCAUAUUUGCAGUAUUUCCAUGCACUUUCAGAAAGAUCAGAUCAAUCACAUGUGAUACAGCUACUAAUUGAAUCCAUAGGUGAAUUUGUUGUGCAAUGUGUUUCUGGUAGGAACUGCAAUGCUUGUUUUUGGGAUGGCAUUGCAUGUCAUGUUUGUGGGAUCGAAAGGAAAAGGGUCUCAGCUUCCAGGUCAAACUUGUUCGGGCUUUUCUAUCUCAAGACACUGCCAUCAUGGGUAGGAACCCAGUCAGUUAAGCAAGCCAAGUCAAACAUUGGGCAAGCUAUGAUGAUGAUACUUCAAGUAGGGAUGUUGGAGAAAUUCAAGAGUAUACCUUUGGUUACUGGGUUGGAUCUUGCUUGUUUUGCUGGAGCUGCCUUUAUUUCCUCAGCUUGUAUCUUUCUUCUCUCCAGACUUUCUACUGGUGAUACUACCAGCAGACAGGUAGCUAAGGGAUAUCAAAGUUCUCUGCUGCAUAUGUUACUAACACACAAGAGAAGCAAAACCUUGUCAGAUCAAUAUUUUUUAAUAGCUUGGAUGUGGACUACACUGCCCAAAAGGCCAAAGCAAAGAGAUCACACUUGUAACAACAGAGCAAUAACAAACAAGGCAUAG
Messenger RNA from Ilex paraguariensis (yerba mate), 1284 nucleotides. Lineage: Eukaryota; Viridiplantae; Streptophyta; Magnoliopsida; Aquifoliales; Aquifoliaceae. The record is from the annotation of a GenBank genome assembly.